AUGAGGAGACCUUUUACUAUGACAAUGGAAGAAGAAAGUGUCACAUUGUUGCUACAGCAGCUCCAGGAGCUCCGUACGGAGAUGCGGACUCAGAAACAACAGCUCCAAGAAGAGAAUAACAGCUUACGGGCGGAACUACAGGCCGUACGGAACUCGCAGCUGAGAAACCAUCCACCAGUUACUACUACAGUUACAUCUGCAACGCCCACCCCCUACGAACGAAGCUAUCCCCGUCCUCGUCACCCGGAUGUCGAACCCUUUACUGGAGAAGACCCUAAGGACUACCCUCCUUUCCAGAUGAACCUUCGUACGAAGUUUGCAAUCGACGCCGCCUGCUACCCUACAGAGGAGGAACAAGUUUACUAUGCCUACAGCCGCCUGAGAGGAAAAGCCAGCCAGCGUGUACUACCAUGGCUCUUGGCUCGCCAGAAAUCUGAGACUCCCGUGCUAUGGGCAGAAUUCUCCGCGGUACUAGACAAGGCCUUUGGUGACCCUGACCGACAGAGAAAGGCUCUUGUACGAGUGAAUACAAUGAAGCAAGGGAAACGUGACUUUGAAGAGUUCUUGAAUGAAUUUGACGAAGAACUUCUUAAUGCUGGAGGGAUUAAUUGGGAUGAUAACCAGAAGAAGGCCUUGUUGGACACGGCAAUUAAUGUUGAGUUGCUAAAAGCCAUGGUUGGUAUUAGGCAGGAGGAUUCGUACGACAACUACUGUAAUCAACUGCGCGAAAUCAACCACAACCUCCAGAGAGUGGCCAGGCUUACACGAAAAGGAUCUCGCGCUGCUGUCCCCACGCAUGUCGCUCGUACAAGACCAGCAGGAGGCUCUGACCGGACCGGGACCCCUGAUCAAAUGGACUGGGAAGCCACCCAUGCUCAAAUUGCAGCCCUACAAAAGGAAGUCGCGGCCCUCCGCUGCCUGACCUAUGGGGUAAUCAGUGACAAGUUUGUCAAGAUACAUCAAAUACCCACCAUACCUAUCCACCCGAAACCUUUCAAGGGAGUGACCGGGAAUAUAGAGGAGAUUAAUAAGAUUGUACGGGUUCAGCUAGACAUCGGGGCGCAUACAGAAAAAGGAGCCUACUUCUAUGUGAUACCCGAUAACCUGGGCUAUGACUUGAUCUUGGGACUCCCCUGGCUGGAGCAACAUGAUGGAAGGUUAGAGGCUAAGAGGGGCAGGCUGUACCUCUGUACUACUGGAGUCCGUCUAUGGAGUACUACAAAGAGGCCCUUACCAAAGCUGAACAUAGCACAGAUAUCCGCCGCAACCAUGGGAGGAUUUAUACAAAGGAAAAGGUGCCGUGGCCAAGAUAUUGAGAUAUUUGCGGUCUCAUUGGCAGAUAUACAGAAGGCACUGGCCCCAAAGAGACAUAUUGACCCCCGUACAAAGCUACCAAGGCAAUACUGGAAAUACCUAAGGCUCUUCGAACAAGACAAAGCAGAAGAACUACCACCGCACCGGGGAGAUGGGAUUGAUCACAAAAUCGAGCUCGUACAGGAGGAGAGUGGGAAGGAUCCUGAAGUCCCCUGGGGCCCCCUUUACAACAUGACCCAGGAAGAACUAAUAGUCCUCCGGAAAACACUCUCUGAACUAUUACAGAAAGGCUUUAUCCGCGUGAGCCAUUCCCCAGCUGCAGCCCCAGUACUCUUUGUACGAAAACCAGGAGGAGGACUGCGGUUCUGCGUCGACUACCGUGCUCUAAAUGCCAUUACCAAGAAGGACCGCUAUCCAUUGCCCCUGAUCCAUGAGACACUGAACCAAAUUGGACAAGCCAGAUGGUUUACUAAGCUGGAUGUGUCUGCUGCCUUCCAUAAGAUCCGCAUAGCCAAAGGCCAGGAAUGGAUGACUGCCUUCCGUACGAGAUACGGGCUCUUUGAAUGGCUAGUCACCCCUUUUGGGUUGGCUAAUGCACCGAGCACCUUCCAAAAAUACAUCAACUGGACCCUCCGGGAAUAUCUAGAUGAAUUCUGCUCAGCCUAUAUCGACGAUGUGCUUGUCUAUACCAAUGGGGACCUCCGCCAGCACCGGAAGCACGUACGAAUGGUCUUGAAGAAACUGGAAGAAGCAGGCCUAUAUUUGGAUAUUAAGAAGUGCGAAUUUGAGUGCAAGGAGACAAAGUACUUGGGCUUUAUAAUACAGGCAGGGAAGGGAAUCAAAAUGGACCCGGAGAAGGUGAAAGCAAUAAAGGAAUGGGAAACCCCUACUACUAUAAAGGGCGUCCGAGGAUUCCUGGGCUUUGCCAACUUCUACCGAAGGUUCAUCCCUAACUUCUCAGGGAUCGUACGCCCACUGAACAACUUGACAAAGAAAGGGACACCCUUCUUGUGGACUAAGGAGUGCCAGGAUAGCUUUGAUCUGCUUAAGGAAAAGUUUAUUACUGGACCUGUCCUAGCAACCUUCAACCCUUCCUACCGUACGGUAGUAGAGACCGACUCCUCAGGUUAUAAUACAGGAGGAGUUCUCUCUCAAUAUAAUGAAAAAGGGGAAUUGCACCCAUGUGCCUACUUCUCUAAAAGGAAUUCUCCAGCUGAAUGCAACUAUGAGAUCUAUGACAAGGAGCUACUCGCAAUUGUACGAUGUCUUGAAGCCUGGGAUGCUGAACUGCGCUCAUGUGGAGAAUUCCAAGUUAUUACAGACCACAAAAACCUGGAGUACUUCUUCUCCCCAAGGAAGCUGACAGAACGACACGUACGAUGGUCCUUAUUUCUCAGCCGGUUCAACUUCAAGCUAGUAUAUAGGAAAGGGUCAGCCAAUCAGAGAGCUGAUGCACUUCACAGGAGAGACCAAGACAUGCCUGAUGAUGAAGAUGACAGGGUCAAGUCUCGUACGAUGCAACUUUUUACAGAAAAACACUUGGGGAAGACGGUAGUUGCCACCCUCCGACCGGCUGAAGAGCAACCAUGGGAGCCGUACGAAAAAAGUGAUAUGUGGAAGGAGGCACUCAAACAGGAUGAAAGAUAUAGUGAAGCAGUACUGUGCCUGAAAGAUGGAGCAAGGAGAUUUCCUCCACACCUACAAUUGAAAGUCGGAAUCUCAGAAUGCCAGCUGGACGCCCAAGACCAUAUCCUCUUCCGUGGGAGGAGGUGGGUGCCUGAUAGUGAACAGCUCCGUACGAGUAUAAUUCAGGCUGCACAUGACUCUAUAUUGACAGGACAUCCUGGCCGAGAGCAAACAUAUUUGCUGGUUAGCCGUGAAUACUUCUGGCCUAACAUGUCCCGGGAUAUCAGAAGAUUCGUCCGGAACUGUGAUAUAUGUGGGAGGACCAAGUCUUGGAGAGACCAGAGAAGGGGGCUAUUAAAGCCCCUCCCUGUGCCUGAUCGUCCCUGGCAGGAGGUUUCAAUGGAUUUCAUUACAGACCUACCAGAGAGCGAAGGUUGUACAAACAUCAUGGUUAUCACAGACCGAUUAACCAAAGGUGUGAUACUAGAAGGAAUGUCAGAAACUGACUCUGAGAGUGUGGCCUGGGCACUCGUACGAGUACUUAUAAGCAAACACGGGAUCCCGAAGGCUAUCACCUCGGACAGGGGAAGCCAGUUUACAAGUGAUACAUGGGCCCGCAUAUGUACCCUGACAGGGAUCAACCGCCGGCUAUCUACAGCCUAUCAUCCUCAGACUGAUGGAUCAACAGAGAGAAUGAACAGCACAGUGGAAACCUACCUCCGCAUGUAUACCUGCUAUGACCAGAAGGACUGGAACAGGCUACUUCCACUUGCAGAGCUGGCAAUUAAUGGCCGUACAUCAACAGCAACAGGGGUCAGCCCCUUCUAUCUAAGCCAUGGGUACAACCUCAGCCCAUUUACCCCUACCGAGGAGGUAGAGCAUCUAGCUGAAGAACCAACCAAGAGUCCUAUCCAGAAAGGGGAAGCCAUCGUACGGAAAGUUAAGGAAGCCCUAGACUGGGCUCAAGCCUCCAUGGCCUAUUCCCAACAGAAUACAGAGAAUCAGGCUAAUAAACACAGGAGCCCGGCCACAAACUACCAAGUGGGAGAUAAGGUCUGGCUAAGUCUGAAGAACAUCCGUACGGACCGACCCAGUAAGAAACUUGACUGGAAGAACGCCAAGUAUGAGGUUAUAGGCCUGGUGGGCAGUCAUGCUGUACGGCUGAAUACGCCCCCAGGGAUCCAUCCAGUCUUCCAUGUGGACCUGCUUCGGCUGGCUUCAUCAGAUCCACUUCCUUCCCAGAAGAAUGAUGAUAGCCAGCCCCCUAGCAUCAUGGUGAACGGUGAGGAAGAAUACAUGGUAGAGAAAAUCCUGGACGAACGUCGCAGGAGAUACGGGAGAGGUCACCGGCUGGAAUACCUAGUGAAAUGGUCAGGCUAUGCUCAGCCAACCUGGGAAGCUGCCACAGCUUUGGAGGAAGUACAAGCUCUGGAUGAGUGGCUGGAUCACCUUAGUGACUCGGCCAAGGCCUGCGCUGUCCUGAAGGCGGUGAGCCACCUACAAGACUUCCUUGCAACAACAAUCCUUCUUUCUCAUUUCUUCUUUAGCGAUUCCUUCUUGUUCUCCCAGAUUUUGAGACGGAUGGCCUCAUCAGUGAAGAUGUACGUGAUGCACGAUCACUAUCUCACGCGUCCCAAGCAGCUGCUGCGAGAUGAUGAUGCUCCGGAGCGCAUCGCUUGCUCGGCCGCCAGCAUUUCGGAUAACGUGGGCGUCGCCCUCGUCAAGGCCGAGGGCGCGAGCAGUGUCUGA
Aspergillus nidulans FGSC A4 is the source of this 4689-nucleotide messenger RNA. RefSeq lists its product as uncharacterized. The transcript has 5 exons. Gene Ontology annotation, molecular function: transferase activity; RNA-DNA hybrid ribonuclease activity; nuclease activity. Gene Ontology annotation, cellular component: nucleus. Gene Ontology annotation, biological process: DNA biosynthetic process; DNA recombination; DNA integration. Bases 1 to 4689 code for a protein of 1562 amino acids. The record is from RefSeq and is a predicted model, not a curated record. Lineage: Eukaryota; Fungi; Ascomycota; Eurotiomycetes; Eurotiales; Aspergillaceae.